Molecule: messenger RNA, 519 nt
Organism: Magallana angulata
Lineage: Eukaryota; Metazoa; Mollusca; Bivalvia; Ostreida; Ostreidae
Exons: 3
Coding region: 1-519 (172 amino acids)
Source: RefSeq, a predicted model, not a curated record
AUGAAAGAGUUUGCUUAUCACACAAAUCUCCCAUCAUAUAAAGAAGUCAUUAUCCAGUCUCCGGGUUACCCGAAUAAAAACUACUCUAGAGACACGACAUAUAAGUGGCUUGUUACUGCACCAUACACAACAGAAGAAAUUUUGAUCAAGAUAAAGAUGGAUAUCCAAAAAUCUCCUGGUAUUUGUGAAGACUAUUUGCAGAUUGAAGAAGCCGAUUCUCUCACUGGAAACUUCCUAGUUUUUAAACAAUGUGGGAUGUUGGAAAUUAACAGAACAACCCGAGGACAUCGACUUUUAAUCAAACUUGUUUCAAAUAAUGAUCAUUGGACUUCCAAAGGAUUCGAAUUAAAAUUGAAAGUGAUAAAAAUACGACCAACAACAUAUAAAAGUUUACCAACAACAGCAAUAACAUCACAAAGGAUUUCGACAGAAGCCUCAAUAUCGGUACCAUUAACAACAACGUCAACUGUAAUGUUAUCAACAUCAUUUGACACUCAUACAGGUAUACAGUUUUUUUGA